AUCAGUAAGCCCCAAUCAGAUUAUGAGAGUGUUUCCGCUCGAGUUUUCUGAGGAAGCUGUGGUGCUUCACAAUACACAGCAUUUCAUCGGUGUGAAAACCAGAGAAUCGUCUCAUUCUGGUAGUUUCUCCAGGCUGAUAUCUUAAACUCUAAGGAAACUUCACACCAACAGAAAGAGCUCUGAAACUGUGGAAGAGGAAGAACAAAAUUAGCUAGCCAUGAAUGAUGUGACUUCAUUCAUCAAUGAAUCCACAGGCCAAGACAAGACCAACUGUUUGUUGGAAAAACCACAUCAACCUUUCCUAAUACUGGUCUACACUCUGCUGUUUCUGGUGGGAUUGAGCCUCAACGGCUUCACCUUGUGGUUUCACUGCCGUACAACUCGAAGACAGGUGUCCAAGAGCUGGAUGAUCUACCUGAAACAUCUGACAGCUGCUGAUUUUCUGCUAUGCAUGAACAUCCCGCUGCGCAUCAUUCACUAUACCAACAGCUCGUUAACCUUUUACAUACUCUUCUGCAGCUUGGGAGCCCCACUCUCGUUGUUGAACAUGUAUGCCAGCAUCCUGUUCAUGGGUUACAUUGCAGCCAACAGGUACAUGAAGAUAUCUUAUUCCACGGGAACUCACUUCCUGAUGACUGCCAAAGCCAGCCACAUCAUCUCAAUAACCACCUGGGUUGUUCUCCUGACCACGAUAACAUCUUACGCCAUCACGGCACUGAUUAACCGCGCACCUCGUCCUUCUAAAAACUGCACCUCGCCUCCCGCAGGGUGCUGCAGGUACAGCAGAGGCAGCUGGCCGCCUCCAACUCCAAGAAGCUUGUGAAAUCUCGCAGAAACAUGUUGGUGUUGGAGUUCAGAGCUCAGCUUAACCUGAAACAAAUAUUCUGCAAAGAAAGCAACAGAAACACCUCCAGUUUGGAGGCAGG
Molecule: messenger RNA, 926 nt
Organism: Poecilia reticulata (guppy)
Lineage: Eukaryota; Metazoa; Chordata; Actinopteri; Cyprinodontiformes; Poeciliidae
Source: RefSeq, a predicted model, not a curated record